Molecule: messenger RNA, 1010 nt
Organism: Rubroshorea leprosula
Lineage: Eukaryota; Viridiplantae; Streptophyta; Magnoliopsida; Malvales; Dipterocarpaceae
Source: the annotation of a GenBank genome assembly
GAGGAAACUGAAAAUUUUACCAAAAAAAAAGAAAAGAAAAAAAAAAGAGGAAGCUGAAAAUGCAGGCUAUUCAAUCUGGAAUUCGAACUCUGCGAUCUUCUGGAAGCUUCUUGAAUGUAGCGUCUUCGUCAUCAAUCUCUGCGACGGCAAAAGUUGGCAUAUAGGUGGAGCUAGGGUUUAACACCCAUGUCAGCUCCGGCGUAUUCCUUGGAGAAACAUGAAGUCACUACUCGAGUUCUUGAUCUCCUCAGAUCCAUCCCUUUUAUUGAUCCUUCAAAGGUGAUUACAACUGCCAAUUUUAAGCAAGACUUGCAACUUUAUGUGCUUGAUAAUGUGGAAGUAAUGAUGGCCGUGGUAGAAGAAUUUGCACUUGACAUCCCUGACAAUGAUGGCCAGAAAAUUGCAACAACAGCUCACCUAAUUGACAAUAUCACAGCCCACCCACAAGCCUAAUGAGGUUCUCUUUAUUGCUAGGUGAAUUCCUCAACUUUGUCCUAUCUCUAUCAAUGUGGCCUUCAUCAAUAGCUUGUAAUAAUUUUGCCGUGGGUAAUCAAAAACAUGUUUACCAUGCCCCCUAAAAUCUGAACACUAAUCUUUUGCAUUCAUAAUGAUGUUCAUUAAAGUCAAAUAUGCUGCUUUACUUGCUUCUUUAGCUUUGAUGUGAACUUAAAGAUUUUCCCAAAUGGCUGCAUAGCAUAAAUGUUGAUCCUUUACACAGUAACUGUGGGUAAGGCAGUAAUUAGUAGACUGGUCCUACAGGGAUUAUGGAUAUUAUUGGUGCCGUUUUGUUUAAGUAAAUAUAUAACUGCUUUUGGCUUGCUAAUAACUAAAUGUUUGGCUAUAUAAAUAUAAUUGAGUUAGGGGCAUGCGAUCAUCUGAUGUUGGUCGAGUAUCUGAUGUGGAACCUGUAACCUUUUCUACAUUUUUUUUUUUUAAUGAUACUGUGGAAUAGUGUCUUUUUCAGUUGAAGAUGGCAAGUAGAUCAAAUUAACUAAAUGUGUCUAACUAUU